Molecule: messenger RNA, 354 nt
Organism: Caenorhabditis bovis
Lineage: Eukaryota; Metazoa; Nematoda; Chromadorea; Rhabditida; Rhabditidae
Source: the annotation of a GenBank genome assembly
AUGCGAUUUUCCGUUUUUCUUCUACUCGUCGCCGGAAUUUCGAUAGCGACGGCCUCAAUACACUGCUAUUAUGGAUCAAUGACCGAUUAUGGAAACACGAAAGUGAAGCAGAUUGGCAAAAUGGAAUGCCCGUCACACACGCGACAAUGUUUCAAAACCUUCACUUAUGGUCAGCCAUCGGUUUAUGGGUAUUCCUGUGCGGAUCCGAAUACAUAUUAUAAUAGUCCAAAUCGUUGCGUGUAUCAAGGAAAUUCCGGAUAUUGUUUGUGCAGCGGCAAUUAUUGUAAUUCGUCAAAAACGUCGUCGCAGAUGCUCGCCGUCGUCUCAGUUCUUUCAUUUUUCUAUUUCAAAUAA